This is a messenger RNA of Drosophila ficusphila, 364 nucleotides long. It is a transcript of the gene mRpL34, whose product is annotated as 39S ribosomal protein L34, mitochondrial. Bases 87 to 332 code for a protein of 81 amino acids. Gene Ontology annotation, cellular component: mitochondrial large ribosomal subunit; ribosome. Gene Ontology annotation, biological process: translation. The transcript has 2 exons. Gene Ontology annotation, molecular function: structural constituent of ribosome. The record is from RefSeq and is a predicted model, not a curated record. NCBI's taxonomy places the organism in Eukaryota, Metazoa, Arthropoda, Insecta, Diptera, Drosophilidae.
GGUCUGGCAACGCCUGACUGUUGACCAGCUGCUUAAACGAUAUUUUCUGUUUAAAAGCCGGUCACACAGACUGGAAAUUACUUAACAUGCUGCAAGGAGUUAUUCAAAGGACCUGCCUAGCGGUUGUCAACACCGCGAAAACGUUAGUUGUGCGGGAAAAGCACGCCUUCAAUCGAGCGGUGCUGAAACCAAAAGUCCGGUGCCAUUUCCCAAAACCCAAGGAAGUCAAGAGAAUCAAUGUCCACGGCUGGGAUGCAAGGAUGUCCACCCCGGAAGGAAGACGUGUGCUAAUGAACAGGAUCCUCAAAGGCCGUCACAAUUUGUCCCAUUAGUCGUUAAUAAACCUCAAUUUAUUUACAAAAUA